AUGAAAGGUUAUUGAAUUUUUUACUUUUCCUUCCAAAUUAUUUGGUGUCAAAUGCUCAUAGGAUUAUUCCAUAGUAAUUUGACAGACAUAGAGCUUGCAAAUAACUUAUCAGUAUCACUGUUGCAAACUUUUGCUGACCAAAUAGCUCUAAAGAAUGUAUUAAUAACUUCUUUCUCUGAAGAAAAAUAAGAACACCAGAAAUUAUAGCUUGAUCAACCAAGAGCUACCUUUUUAAAAUUUUUUUGAUUUUUGCUUAUAUGAAAGAGCUUUUCUUGAGGUCAUGCUCUAUAAUCAGGUAUACAGACCUUGGUUCUGAGGAUAGACUUGCUGGUGAGAUGAACCGGGCAUCAAAGUUGAUGCAGGAAAGGUACGCAGACCUCUUCACAAUUCAAAUAAGAAGAGAAGUGGAUCGUCUGAGUCAAGAUGAAAACAAAUCCACAGCUCAUCGGGCCACAAUGGGGAAAUGCAAGUUAUUGAGCGUAGUCGCAUUGAAGAUGGGUAUUCUGGAGAAUAAAAUGGACGAGAGAUGCGGAAUAAGCUAGAUUUGGGAAAUAAAGCUGACAUAUAGCUCUAACUAGAUUUAUUCCUUCCUUCUUCUUGCUCUGACAUUUUGCAUCAAGACGGAGACAUGCAAGCCAUAAUUGACCUGACUUCAAGCUUUUCUUUGGCCGAGUGCAUCAAUAGCUUCGCGAGUCAAACCCAAUCAAUAGUAAUCAGUCUUGAAAACAUUGAAAACUCUUACAGUGAUUGGAGGUUUUUUACCCACUACUCAUCAAAAGCGCAUCAAAAUGCACUUUCAGCUCUUGUUGAUUUUUUAAAUUGAAAUAAAUUUAUCGUGCUUUCUGAUGAAUUGCAAAAAAAAAAUUCCUAUGAGUUUCCGAAUAAAACGGUCAGCAUUUUUAUAUGUGCUGACACUAAAGACCAAAAUUUGGCUGAUUUAUUUGUGGGAAAAGAAAUUAAAAAAAUUGGUACAAGAAAUAUCGUCAUUUUGGCAAAUGGGGAAAGUGCAAAAUGAUUAUUACAAAGUUUAAAAGAAAAAAAUAUUUUUAAUUUUGGCAGCGGAAUAGUUUUGGGAAGCAACAGUUUUUGAGGCACUGAUGAAAAUGGUAUUUUGGCAUAUGUCGAGGAAGGUUUAGAAAACUCAUUUGAUUAUAUAAGCUAUGAAUCCUUAAGCUGUAUAAGUUUCAUUCGAUUAAUUUUAAAUUUCAGUGAAGGGCAAAAUAGAGUGUCAUUGAGAGAUCUUUUAGAAAAAGAAACUUUUGAGCAUCAUCCGCUUCCAAGGUUUUCAUUACUGAAUGUCCAAAAUAAUAAAAGAGUUAAAGUAGGCGAAAUUUUCCAUAAUGAAGUCACAAUAUCCAGCCAGAUCAUAUUUCCUGGAAACUCUACUUAAUAUAUUAAUGCUACUUACUCCCCCCCCCUCUCCGUGAGCGAACAAAAAAAUUUUGUUCGCUCACGGAGGGGGGUUAAUUUUUUUUUUUAAAAAAAAUUUAUAUAUAAAUUUUAUAAAAAAUAUUUUUUUCGAAAUUUAAAAAAAAUCCUAAUUUGCAAAAAUUGGGGAAGCAAAUAUUAAUUUAAUUUGCAAAAUUUAUGUUUUAAAACGCAAUUUGUUUAAAAUUAAACAGAAUUAGCUCUAGAUUUCAUUAUACUAAUUAUCACUUAUAUAUCAAAAUUUUUUUCCAUUAAAAUUUUUUCUAUUAAAAAAAUUUUUUGUUCACUCACGGAGGGUGGGUUUUUGGUCAAAAAAUGGCGAUUUUUCUAAUGGUUUUGUUCGCUCACGGAGGGGGGGGGGGAGUUAGGUAUUUAAAGUGUAUUCCCUCUUCAGCAGGAUGAUUUAGGCAUGCAUAAGCCCAUCCUUUUAACUCCCAACUGGUGAUGUCAGCAGCCAUUUUAUCUAGCAAGCAUUCCAGAAGACGCACCCGCCACGACAGAAGGUCCCGCACUGGUCGCGAGACCUCGCCCGAACUUGACUCCUGCACGUGUUUCGCCUAAGAGUUACCUCCUUGGAUGUGCCAAGCAGAAAACCAUAUACCCUUGGACCAAAGAAAUACCCUAUGUGGUAUUCCAUAUUGGUGUUGCGGAUAAAGGUCCACGUGGAAAGCUGAACCAUAAUAAAAGUGAAGGAAGGAAUAGUUCUCGAAGAGAACUAAUUCCGAUCUUAGCCAUUUAUUAUUAUCUUUGGAAACUCUACACUAUUUCCUAACGCUCCAAUUACAAGUAUCCCCAUUUCUAUGGCCGAUGGGGACACCAAUCCAGGCUUUCCAAACAGUAGUUAUGGAAGUGUAAUAAAGUGAGGAGCAAAUUACGCAUUAGAAUAUAUAGUAAGCUCCCAUUUUUUUGACGGAUUUGAGUUUCAGGUUGCUCAUACAGAUUGUGGAGCAGAUGUCUACAAUGCAACUUUCGCCUUUAACUGCUUCAGCAAGGUGAAAGACCGCCUUGGAAUAGGCUUUUUAACGAGCUACGCUUCAACUACUUGUAUAGGAUACAUCAAUACCCUUCGAAAAUUAAAUGUUUCGAUCCCUCAUGUAUAGGGUUUUCCCCUAGAUAGCCCUGUAAGGGCUGUGGAUUCUGGGCGGAAUCUUUGGUCCAACCAACUCAAUGCAUUAGUCGGGCAAACUCACUUGUUGGUUUACUUUCCAAAGGAUUCUGCCCAGAAUCCACAGCCUAUCUAAGGGAAACCCCAUAUCAGAGUUUGCUCCACAUGUACAACUAACUGAUGAGGCAGCGUUUCCUGAAUUCAUGAGAGUUUAUAAAGAACAAAGAUUCAAUGUAGGUGUGCUAUUCAGUCUUUUAUCAGUGUUCAAUUGAAAGCACAUCAAUGUGUAUUAUAUUAGUUCUCUUCCAAAUGUCGCAAUCUACGACUAUUUUGAAGCCUUGGUGAAUAAGUCAAAUAUAAAAAUUGAAAACGAUAGAAAUGAAAGGAUGCUUAAUGCUAAAGCUCGGUAUGUGAUUAGUGCGCACUCAGAGCUGGCCUCGAGCAGAAGCCAAGUUUAUUGGCUUUUCUGAUGCAUUUUGAUGAACCAAACUCACUUUGGCAAAAACAAGCCAUCGUGACUAUAUGUGCCAAAUCGAGUUUGGCUUGUCAGAAUGCUGCAGAUAAGCUAAUAAGCUUGGUUUCUCCUCCAAGCCAGCUGAGCAUGCUAAUAGCUUGCUUUAGCUAUAAUUAUAGGCACAGUGAUUUUGAAAAGUAUAAGCCAUGGCUACAAAAAGCCCUCAAUUCAAACGUCAGAAUAUAUAUUCUUUUAUUCUCGCCACCAUGGCUGUUUUAUUUUAUGCAAGAUUUAUAUGAUAUUGGCUUUACUCUCCCCCUCCGUGAGCGAAUAAGACCAUUAGAAAAAUCCCUAUUUUUUGACCAAAAGCCCACCCUCUGUGAGUGAACAAAAAUUUUUUAUGAAAAAAAAUUUUGAUAUAUAAAUGAUAAUCAUUAUAACGAAAUCUCUAGUUAUUCUGUUUAAUUUUAAACAAAUUGCGUUUUAAAAAUAAAAAUUUUACAAAUUAAAUUAAUAUUUGCUUUCAAAUUUUUACGAAUUAGGAUUUUUUUAAAAUUUCGAAAAAAAAAUUUUCUAUAAAAUUUAUAUAUAAAUUUUUUAAAAAAAAAAAUUAACCCACCUCCGUGAGCAAACAAGAUUUUUUUAUUCACUCACGGGGGGAGUUAGAAGAAACAAUUUUUUGCUUUUACACUUUGCUAAAGUUACUUUUUAUACAUUAACUGAAACAGACCCGACCCAAAUACACAAGCUAAAUGAACUAUUUUAUAAUUGUAUAAUUAUUGAUCAAAUUGAUUGGGUGGGAGAAUAUGGGAAACAGGUUAAAAACGUUAUUGAAAAGCAGCACAGCUCCAGAGGAGAUGCUCUAGUCUACAGGUGCUUUUCUUUUGACUCUGCAAUGCUAUUGGCAAGUGGCAUUAAGUAUACAAUUACUCAAGGAAAGAAUAUAGAAGAUUCCUCAAUACUCAACUCAAAUCUAAGAAAGCAAAAGUUUACAGGCUGCUCAGGAACUGUCUCAAUUGCUCCUGGAUCUAAUGAUAGAAGCACAGGACUGAUGGGUGUAUUUAAUUUUAGGUGGGACGAAAAGCAAAACUCAUUGGACGACUAUCAUUAAAUAUGGCGUCUUCGUCUGGGCAUGGCCUCUCGGCCAUGCAGCCUCAAAUCAUAUUUAAUUAUAUCCGGCAAGGUUUUGCCAGCUCAGAAAUGGACAGCAAUGCUAGGUAAGUAAUUCUGGUUGUGUUCAGAGCCUAGCCCAAGUCUUUUUUCAGGGUUGGUUUUUUCCUCAUGGGGAAGGAAAGCAUGUCAGUUGGAAAGGGGAAGCCCAGCAGAGUCCUAAGGACCAAUCGGGCAACUCCCUAGCGUGAAACUGGGCGUUACGUCCCAGGCUGCAUAUUUUUCCUUUUUGCCGAGAGCCGACCAGAAAAUCCAUUUUUUUGGAUUUUCGGAAAAGCAACCCAUGUACACAAGCAAGUAGCUCACUCAUGAGCCGUCGAAGCCGGUGACGUUUGCCCUAAGCGCACCUUGGUGAUCGAAGCGGGCUGGCCCAGCAGCCCGUGGGCCCGAUGCGGCGAAAGGCAAGUGAUAGGCCUGGGAUAGUCUACCCCGUAGUGGACGUAAAGCGUUAUACUUAAAAUUAAUUAAUUAACUCAUUGGACGACUAUCUUGUCGGAAAAUAUGAUUGAGGCAGCACCCAGCUCUUUUCUUUUUAUGAAACAAUAAUAUGAAAUGAUAAUAUGACUACUACUUAUCCGUCUGAUAUGAUUAUGGAAGGUGAAUGUCCUUUUGAUGAAAAAUUAAUUGAAUACUCGACUAAAGGUGCAGCUAUUCUUUAUGGCUUUUGUUUUUUUGUACUUAUUGUCGCAGCUACGGCAACCAAUUUUGCAUGGAAAAGCUGAAAGCAUAUUAGAAUUAAUAAUCUAACUCCCCCCCUGUGAGUGAACAAAACAAAUUGAGUUUUAAAAACAUAAAUUUUUAUAAAUUAAAUUAAUAUCUGCUUCCCAAUUUUUGCAAAUUAGGAUUUUUUUAAAAAUUUCGAAAAAAAAAUUUUCCUAUAAAAUUAUAUAAAAAAAAAAAAAAUUUAACCCCCUCCGUGAGUGAACAAAAUUUUUUUGUUCACUCACGGAGGGAGUAAGUGUUAAAGCCCAAGCAAAAUUUGAAGACUAUCUCGAACACUUGAUCAUUUUUAUAAACUUUUUACAGUUUUUAGCUAUGAGUCCUGAUAUAAAGGAAUAUGAUGAAUAUUCCAGCUUACUUGCUGGAUAUAUUGCCUUGAACUUAGAUUGAAUGAUAGAAAGAAAUAAAUUUUGGUACUUUACAUAUAUAAUUUUAGGUGCUGCAGGGACAUGAAUUUAUAUCAGCUUCAACAUUCUUUUAGCGGUUGAUGCGAAAUAUUCGUUCUUUAUUUUUUAUUUUUUAGGAGAUUUUGCUCAAAUACUGGUCUUAAUCCUUGGUAAUAUUUGUUUUCUGCCGAUUGUGUCAUUUUUAAUAAGCGUAGUUCAGUGUGAUCAAGCGAUUGGUAAUGAACUUUCAAAUAGUUUUGUGAGAUGAGACUGCUCAGUGUUUUGCUGAAAAGAUAGUCAUUUAUACAUUGGCGCACUCUCAAUUUCUAUUUUAAUUAUUUACUUGCCACUUGCAAUUUUCUUGAAGCCCUAUUGAAACCACUCGAAUGACCAUAUAAAUAUAAGAGCUUCUCCUCUUUACCUGAUUUCAAAAGCAAUGCUUCAGGUUAUUAUUGUCAUCUUAAGUAAAAUCCUAAAACCCUUUAAUCAGUCUUUAUAUGGGUUUAUUUACAUUAUAUCCUUUAUCUUGUUUUUCCUGAUUUUACGGAAGAAAAAAUUUUAUAACUACCAUAGGUGCAAUUUAUGGACAAAUAUUUCGUACUCUGCAUUGAUAUGAAGUGCUAUUAUUUCGUCUUUAUAUUGGAUUUACCCUAAUAAACUAGCAAAACUGUGAUUUGCGCUGCAAUUCCUUGGGUGGUCAUCAAUGGUUGUCGCUGGAAUAUAUAUGAACUGUAAAUAUUAUCCCAGCUUACUUGAUGCUGGAAAACAAUUCGAUAUCAGCCUGCUAGUUAGAUUUUCUUUUGGAAAAAAAGUUAGCGCCAAGGAGAUCAAUAAAGUUAGGCAAGAGGUUUUGUGCGAAACUAAUUUUGUUCCAAAUGAUGUAGAAAGUAAAGAAAAUUUAGCAGAGCGCUAA
This is a messenger RNA of Blepharisma stoltei, 6176 nucleotides long. Lineage: Eukaryota; Ciliophora; Heterotrichea; Heterotrichida; Blepharismidae. The record is from the annotation of a GenBank genome assembly.